Hibiscus syriacus is the source of this 534-nucleotide messenger RNA. Its product is annotated as anther-specific protein LAT52-like. NCBI's taxonomy places the organism in Eukaryota, Viridiplantae, Streptophyta, Magnoliopsida, Malvales, Malvaceae. The record is from RefSeq and is a predicted model, not a curated record. The transcript has 2 exons. Bases 1 to 534 code for a protein of 177 amino acids.
AUGGCUAAAACUUCUGCGAUCGCAUUCCUUUCCUUUGUCAUCUGUAUUUCGUCCUCCCUAAAUUUUGCCUACGGUGCCGGCCCCGCUAAACAGGACAAGUUCAUCAUCGUCGGUAAAGUUUACUGCGACACCUGCCGGGUCGAAUUCGAGACGAAACUCAGUGAACCAAUAAAUGGUGCGGUUGUGAAACUCGAAUGCAAGAAUCGUACCACUGGAGCCACCACUUUUCAGAGCCCGGAAGCAUCGACGAGUCCGUCGGGAGAGUACAAAAUCGAAGUGACGGGUGAUUACGAGGAUUCGGACUGCGACAUCAACCUGAUAAAGAGUCCUUGGGAGGAUUGCAGUGAACCGACCGAAAGUUGGAGGAAAGCUAGGGUUGUCCUCACCGCACGAGAUGGCGUCAGCGGCGACAUUCGCUAUCCGAACAAUCUUGGGUUCAAGAAGAAGGAAGCUCUCCCUGGGUGUAAACAAGUUCUUACAGAUAUGGGCUAUUAUGAACUCAAGAAUGAACUUGGAACGGAAGUAGUCCCAUAA